This is a messenger RNA of Rosa rugosa (rugosa rose), 1032 nucleotides long. RefSeq names its product prefoldin subunit 2-like. Lineage: Eukaryota; Viridiplantae; Streptophyta; Magnoliopsida; Rosales; Rosaceae. The transcript has 2 exons. Bases 318 to 755 code for a protein of 145 amino acids. Gene Ontology annotation, molecular function: protein folding chaperone. Gene Ontology annotation, biological process: protein folding. The record is from RefSeq and is a predicted model, not a curated record. Gene Ontology annotation, cellular component: prefoldin complex; cytoplasm.
CAAAUUUUUAUUCGAAGUAAGAUCAUAGGGUUUUCAAGUCGUUUGCUUUCUUAGUAAUUUCAGUGGGCUGGAGUUCAGCCAAACAUAAGUUGAUUAUGGUGAAGGUUCGAGUUUCCAGUGAACCCUUGUUCUUAAAUUUAUUUUUAUGCGGCAUCUGCAGAAAUAGGUCUUUAAGGUUUUCUAACUGUAGCGAAUUGGAACUUCGAUUCAGGAUUUGGCUUCCUGAAACUGCAUAAAGCAGAACGAAGAAAAUACUCAUUACUAUCAUUUACCAUAGGCAUAUGAGAAUCUGAAUACUGAGAUUUGGGUCCAGAGUCAUGUCUAGUAGUAAAGCUGAAGAACCUGUAAAUGAGCAAGCAGUUGCAAAUAAGUUUGCUGCCAUGAGGUCUGAACUCAACCAAAUUUACUCUAAAAUCACUGAGCUAGAGAUGGACGUGAGUGAGCACUCAUUGGUGAUCAAUGCCAUCCAGCCACUCGACCCAUCCAGGCGGUGCUUCCGAAUGAUUGGAGGUGUGCUGGUGGAGAGAACCAUCAAGGAGGUCCUGCCUGCUGUGCAGCGUAACAAAGAAGGGAUUGAGGAGGUUAUUACUCGGCUGAAUGAGGCUUUGGAAAGGAAGAAAAAAGAAAUUUCUGACUUUGAGGCCAAGUACAAGAUCCGGAUAAGAAAGAACGACAGUGAGGAGAAGGAUGAUGGUGCUCGCAAAGAAGGAACUGCUCAAGGAGUCCUGGUCGGCCCUGCUGGUGGAAGCGAAUGAAUGAUAAAGCUCUUCCACCACACUCAUCUUGUUUUCUGAAACCUGUUAAAUGUAGUGUGCUUUCAAGUGUACUAGGUGUGCUAGGGAUUUGGGGUUUAUGGUCCAGACUAGUAGAAUUUUACAACUCUUGCACUGAAUCAAUGACUUUGUAUUUGUAACCUUUAAUUAUGCGGUUCUUUCUUUUAGGAAGGAUUAAGGAAAAACAAGAACAAUCUUAUCAAAAUUAUGCUUCAAAAUUUUCGAUAUACAAUGCUAUUGAGUAGUGAGUUGAGGACGA